Molecule: messenger RNA, 4067 nt
Organism: Catharus ustulatus (Swainson's thrush)
Lineage: Eukaryota; Metazoa; Chordata; Aves; Passeriformes; Turdidae
Gene: RASSF5
Product: Ras association domain family member 5
Exons: 6
Coding region: 413-1450 (345 amino acids)
Biological process (GO): signal transduction
Cellular component (GO): nucleus
Source: RefSeq, a predicted model, not a curated record
GUUUAGAACCAUCCCCCUUGUCCUAUCACCCUCUUUUUAAAUCCCUGAUUUUCAGGGAUGCUGUGAAAGGCUCUACAAACCUCUCCUAGCUCUGUGCAGAGUUUAAAUCAGUUUUAUAAAUAUAGUUAAUCUCACUGCAUACCUUUAACCUCUGAUUAAACACAGGGGACAUUUUUAUCCCUCAAACUUUAAAAGAAAAGCAGCAAAGGGAGAAGAGAGGAUGCCGGGAAGAGACCUCCCAGCACACGGCCGAGUCCUGCUCUUUCUCUCUCUAAUCUCUUCCGUUGGGUUCUUUUAUCUUAUCAAGCAAAAAGCCCCAGAAAUAGAAAGUUUUCCAUGGCUUACAGGAGAUGCACGAGCCCCCGCUCAGAAAAAAUAAAUAAAUAACCCCGUAGAUGGCAGCAGGUUGUAAAUGGACAAUGUCAGGGCUUUAUCUCCGUGGGGGGAAAGGCACAGUUUGUUGUAUCCCAGAGCAUUUGGGGUUGGGAGGUGCCUGGAGAGGAUGCCAGACGGGAAGGCAGCAGCAGCCGCUUGCUUCGGGCUUGUAACAAAGAGAAUCCGUAAAAUCUUCAGGCACUACCCCAAAUCCAAGCCCUGGCCCUCGGGACUGCGCCUGCCAAGGAGGCCCAGCAGGGAGGUGCUGCUGGUCAGAGACUGCAGGUACACGUGUCACCAGGAGUGCCGCAGCCUCAUCCAGCUGGAUUGUCGCCGGCCCCCGUGGCAGAGCCAGCUGUCCCCCGAGGGCACGCUGCUGCCAGCCUGCAGCCAGAAUGUGACACAAACGGUCGAAGAAGAAAAACCCGAACCUCCGACCGUCCAGGAGAUCAAACAGAAGAUUGAAAAGUACAAUGCAAAGGUCACCAACUGCCUGCUGAUGAAACUGAACGACGAUGGGACGUACACAGGGUUCAUCAAGGUGCACCUGAAGCUGCGGCGCCCGGUGACGGUGCCGGCCGGGAUCCGGCCCCAGUCCAUCUACGAUGCCCUCAAGGAGGUGAACCUGGCAGAGAUGACAGACAAGAGAACCUCCUUCUACCUGCCCCUGGAUGCCAUCAAGCAGCUGCACAUCAGCAGCACCACCACGGUGAGCGAGGUGAUCCAGGGGCUGCUGAAGAAGUUCAUGGUGGUGGAUAACCCCCAGAAGUUUGCACUUUUCAAGGAGAUGAGGAAAGAUGGGCAAGUGCUCUUCCAGAAGCUUCCUCUCACCGAGUACCCCCUGUACCUGCGGCUGCUGGCGGGCCCUGACACGGAUGUGCUGAGCUUUGUGCUGAAGGAAAACGAAACGGGGGAAGUUGAGUGGGACGCGUUCUCCAUCCCAGAGCUGCAGAACUUCCUGAUGAUCCUGGACAAAGAGGAGAAGGAGAAAAUCCAGCAAGUGCACAGGAAGUACGAGAGGUUCAAACAGAGACUGCAACAGACCCUGAAGGAAGCCAGAGGCAAACCUGGAUAACCUUCAGGAGGCAUCAGACUAAGCUAGAGACUGUUUUUAAAUGAAAAGACUUCUCAGGACACCUUAGUAGUCAUUCUCCCUCUUAACCUCCAUAAGGACUGGCUCCCAGCACCCCUAAAGCAAUCCCACUGCAUUUUCUUCUUCUGAAACCUCUUCUCCCAGGACCAGAGCCAGUCCAAGAAGGGGAAGCCUGUUUUUAAAACAGCCUCAACAAAGCAAACACAGCUGCUGGUUGGCUUCCCAGCCGUGCCCCACGCUGCAGAGGAAAAUUCUCUCUGUGACACCCAACAGGACCCAUCUGCUGGCUGAAGUUCAGGGCAGCUCCUGCUGCUCCUGCUCCUCCCAGCGAGCUGCUUGUUCCUGUUUGGAGCUGCUGUGGCCCCCAGUGCCCUCGUGGCCCAGUUCUGGUUUCGUAAGGAGGGCAGGGGAAGCAGCAGGAAAAGGGGAGGAGGUUGUUGCACCAAACCGUGUGGGCGUUGCAGCUCCAGGCAAGCCCUGGACUUGUUCAGGGCUCAGGCAGCCAGGGAAGCGCCAGGUUGUGACAACCAGGCAGCUGCAACACCCCAAGAGUCUGUUAGUAAAUAUUACUGCAACUUGGUGAUAGCAAUUCCCAGGAAAAGCAUUCAUUUUGAUUCUAUUUGACUUCUAAUUUUGAAAAGAGCUGAAUUCCAGUAACUGUCCCUGAUGCUUAGCUAAGUUAGCCAGUGUUUCACCAGUUCUCUACUCUGUAGGAAUUGGGACCCACGUUUCCAGAAAUUCUGUUUGAAAAAUGUCCAGGUGAUGGUUGGGGCACAGGCUGAGGGUUGAGUGUUGGAGGUUUAGCAGUAUGUGUCCAUCAGAGGAACCCAGGAAAGCUCAAAACCCCCUCACAAAUCCGAUUUUGAGCUGUGAAUGUGCCUGGCCCCAAGGGACAGGAGCCCCAUCCAGGGCUGGGGUGAGGAGGUGGCACCAAGGAAGGGAAUUCCUGUCCUUGGAUGCUCCUGCUCACUCCCCUGUGCUUGCUCCUGCUCCUCACAGUGCUGUCCCAGCCCUGCUGUCCCUGUCACACCCUCCCCGUGCCCUGUUCUCCCUCCCCACUCUCAACUGGUGCUGUUCCCAGGAUUUGCUGUCUCCCUGGAGUCAGGAGAGGACAGCAAGUCCCUCUCUGCCUGUCUCAGGGCUCCCACCAGGCCGAGCAUCCCUUAGCAAAUCCUGGAGCUGCAGGAAUCGCUGCUGGGCUGGGAAUGCUCCAGGGAUCCCUGGGCAGAGGAUGGGCCCCGUGUUUACCCUCAGUGCUUGGUCCCAAGCACGCUGCACACAGCCAGGGCCAGCCCUCCCUCUGUUCACAGCACAGGGAAUGUCACUGCUGGGUGGGAUGGAGCAGGGAAAGGGGUCUGGGUGCUCAUGAGCAGCCCUUGGAGCUCCCUGCACCCAGGGCGAGGGCAGCCAGCAGGUUAUUGGGAACGGGGAGGACUCUCAAAUUUACCUCAGUGCCUUUUUUUUCCCUUAAGUGUGAAAACUUUGCAUUUGGGCUAAGGAGGAAGCUGUGCAGAGCCCUUGUCCCUCCUGUCCCACAGCAGGGGUGUGACAAGCCCCUUGUGUCUGAGGAGGGAUGAGGAACUGGUUGGGAUAUUUAUUUUUUUUUUCCAGAUUUUGAGUAUGUUUGUUUCUAAACCUCAUGAGAGUAACUGCAUCACUUGGAGCCUCUUUCUGCCCAGCUCAGCUGCAGCUCCUGUUCUGGUCAGCAGUGAGGGUUUGCUGUGGUGCAGAGGAGCCUCCAGCUGUACUGUACUCGACACCCAACGACCUUUAAAAUCUGCUGGCAGCCACAGAGCAGCACUUGCCACGCUCUGGGGCUCUCUGGCCGGCUCCACGCAGGCUUAGCACUUCACUGUUCACUCGUGGAGUCAUUCCAAUACCGUUUAGCUGGUGCUUUGAGCCUUGACAGCACCGUAUAAAUACUUCAGUUCCACCGUGGGGAAGAACGCUGUAAAAACUGCCAGUGGCUCUCAGAGGGAAGAGCCACACGCUUGGCUUGAAAUCCCUUUUCUUUCUGGCUAAAAGUUGUGCAGGUUUCCUUUUUUUUUAUUUUAUUUUCAGUGAGUUUUGGUGUCCCCUCUCCCUUCCUGGCCCCAGCAUGUCUUUGACAGUUUGUAGAAGGCAUGGCUUCGUAUGCAAUCACUGUGGAUGCUGCUGAAAACCUCCUGCCACCAGCAGGGCUCGCUCGUUUGGUUUUAUUUUUCAAUUUGAGGGGCAUUUGAAGAGUUGGUGGGUGCUGAAACUCAAAUUCUCAUGGGUCAGUUGAGCUGUUUUUAGAAGUAUUUGCCCCGUCUUUAAGCGCAAAAUCCCGUUGGCAGUGCCUUUGGUUAGCAAGUGUCUCAUCUAGGUCGUGUGAGUUUCUUUUCCAUGGCUACUGUAAAACCUGUAAAAUAAUGUGUAUAGAAUGGAAUAGUAGAGCUUCUAUGGCAAAGUGAAAUGCAUUUUUGCAAUGCUGUAAUUUAUUUUUACUACUCCCUAGUGAUUCUAUGGCAUUUUUACAAAAUGUCUCACUCUCAGCUUUUUUUGAAGGUUCUGGAACUAUUUGUUCAUAUGCAGACAGUGUAAGAGACAAUAAUAAAACUGUCAGUAAUUAAAGAAA